UUAGUUUCUAGGUAUCAGAGAAAACGCAAUUUCGCUAAAUCAUGGACUGUGUUCUAAAUAUUUUUAAAAAUUAUAACGAUUGAAACUUUAUUUCCAAAUAAUCCCUCUUCAGAAUUACUUUUUCCAGAAUUCACAGCUAUCUAAUGUGUAUUUAGAAGUGAAGUGAAGUGGCACUGAUGGACAUCAUGCGUGUUUUAUAAUUGCGUGACAUUUUGUCGAACAAUUCUUAUUUUUCCAGCGAAUACUGCAUUCUUUCUGGAAUGUAACCUAUUCCAAAUGUUUAGUACUCUGUUUUUUAUAGAAUUAUUUUGUUGUCCAAAAUUCUCUCUGAAAUUUCCAUCCGUUUCUUUUCCUUAUUGAGUAUUCGAAGAAUUUUCUCAAUUAUGAAUACUUGGAUUUAACUGGAAUGAUAUGAAAUUUAAUUCAUUCCCGAACUUACAGCAAAGCAAUAACAAUAAAGUGAUUAUAAAUUGCAUAAAGAAUUAAUUUGCAGCGAAGUGUUACAGUAUCUGUUACUCUAAGUACCCGUUCGCCUUUCAUCUUCAUAAUUACGUUUCAAUGAAAGUGCAUUUAAAAAGGAAAUUUCAGAUUAUUUGCAGAUGAUAAUCGGAUGAUAAUUUAAAUGAUGGAUGUUAUGAAUGAAAGGGAUAGCAUAUUAAGCGAAGAACUACCGGAAUACCUUUUUUCAGAUUCCGAAUCAGAAAUGGGGACGGUGCUGGACGAAGGCCACGUGCCGGACCGCAUCUACGUUCAUCAGUUGAAUCUAACAACUGCAGACGUCAGGCGUCGCCAGAAGGAGAAAGAAAUGGUAGAGGAAGAAAAGCGUAAAGUUCAGGAGCUGAAAGAAAUCAAACGCAGACAAAGAGAAGAAGAAAAGAAAAGGGAUAUGGAAAUGCUACGCAGCUAUCAUCCUUGGGGUAAACCUGGAGCUGGAGCUAAAGGAGACGAUUCUAAGCGGAAAAAAUAUCCAGAAGGAAGAAUUCCAGGACCGGAAGACGACGAAGAAGAAAACAUGGAGGUUUUCAUUCGAAAAUUCGGGAGACCAGGAGCCGGUGCACCCAACAGAACAGAAUCUGGCAGAAUACGUACCCAGAUAACUGGUGAUCCAGAUAUCCGUUUUCAAGAUACUCAGGAUGUAAAGCUGAGCAUCGAAAAUCAUUUGAGAUAUAAAAAGGAAAACAAAGAGAACUAUCGAGGAAACUUGGAUGAAUUUAUACAGCAUAAGCAAAAGUUGCAAGAGAGAGAAAAGGAAUGGGAAAACCGAAAGCUGGAAGAAAUGAGGGAGCUUUAUCCUUUCGGCCGAGACAUUAACAAUGGUGGGUCAUAUCUAUCUCACACAGAUCCCCUCUUCAUGCCUACAAGACCGAAACGGAUAGAGAUCAAUGACGAUGAUUUUGAUCCUUGGGGCAAAGGCUUUGGAAACCCAGCAUGGGAUAAGAGAGGCAAUGUUCAAAGACAUAAAUUUAUUCCUUCAAGUGAAGCUGGAAUUCCAGACGAUCAGGCUGAAAAUGGUUUGAUCUUGGGAUUAAGACGCAACAGAGGGGGCGAUGGAGCUCCUCACUUGACGGAAAGUGGACAUCCAAGAACAAGACUUCGAAACACCCUCAAAAAUAUUAAAGCUAUGGGUCCUCACAUAGACGAUUCCAAUGAUCUAUACAAUCCAUGGGGCAAACCGGGAGCUGGAGCUCCUUUUGUAAGAGAAGAUGGAAAGCCUUUUGAAGAGAAAUUGGGGUGGUCACUGACGGGUCAUCCGAAAAAAAGGAGUAAAGAAGCGAAAAUGGAAUAUAAGAAUACAUUAGAAAAAGAAAUGGAAGAAAAGAAGAAAAAGGAUGAAGAGGAGCGACAGCAAAUUCAUGAACCGAUUGUUCGCAUUCGCCCCCCACAAAGGAUGUCCAAAGGAGCACCGGGCACAGAACUGGCCAGUAUUAUUCGCAAAGGAGUCGGAGGCCGACCGCGAAAGGAUCCCGUCACUGGAGAACUCCUCCCAAAUCCCCGACUUCUGUCAGAUGUCACCAAAGAGCGACUAGAUAUAAGAAGGGCAAAAUCUCAAGAAAGUCUGGUAUACCACAACGAACUGGCACAGCAGGCAGCCCAGAGACAGGAGAUGAGGCAGAAACAAAAACAACUUGAGAGAGCCCAAUCAGAGAAACAUAUCAGUACGUGGGAUUCCUUCUGGGGCCGACCCGGACAUGGAGCUCCAAGAAAAACCGAAAAUCAUAAAAAAGAAAAUCUAGAAAAUCUUUUAACAUCUCAAUCAGCCCAACCAUAUGUGAAACAUUAUGUUACCGAAAUAGUGCCCAGCAAACAUAAAAAUCGAUACGAUUUCCCAGCCCAGGAUGUUAUGGCUAUUAAGAGAGAGUAUGAAUUCCGAACACCCUUCCCAGCAACCGAGGCCUAAAAUCUUGAAUUCUUCAAAAUAUUGUCUUUCCCUUUUUUCUUGGCUACUACGGAAUAGACAUUCUCCAGGAACUUAUGAAGAUAUAAUCCUCCUUAAUGUCAAUAAUUAAACAUCAAACGUAAUUACUGAACAGAAUAACAGCAAAGAAAACUUCGUUGAAAUUCAUUUUGUUGAAGUUAAAAUGUGUGAUAAUUAAUGCUCAGUCAAGAAUUCAGUAUUUCCACUUGUUCAAUAUAUUUUUAUGUAAUAUUGAAUGCAUUUUUCAUUACCAUGCUUAAUACAGCAUUAUAAUCAGGGCCGGUGCCAGAGCCGAUGCAACCGCAUUGAGUGCUAGAAUUUAAAGAGCUCAAGGCUUUACACCUGGUGGCAAAAAGCCUACAGCCUGCCCUGGUUAUAAUCAAACUUCAUAUGAAGCGGUGAAAAGAAAUAUUUUUAAAAAGAUAAUAAAGCAACAAAAUUAUUUGUGAAAACCCAAGCAUGCAAGAGCAAAGGUAACAAUAUUAUAAGAAGGAAAACAAUAAAAAUAGAUUACAAAUGGGAAAGCGUAAUACAGUUUGCAUAUUUAGUCAGGUAUAAACAAUGUAACAUUUAACACUGCAUCACUUCUUUUUAAAAAUAAUAACACAAGCAGCCCUCGACUUUCGCAUAAUUCACACAUUUCUAAAAAUUCACUUUUUUAAAGAUUUUUGUCGAAAUUGCAAAAACUGUUUGCUACCAUACACUUACACUGAUAAGAAUGGUACAUCACUGGAAUUCUGGGGUUCGAAAUUCAACCUCCAUCGAGAAAUAGUUCGUGCUAGCACAUUACCAAUAAAUAUUAAUGAUACGAAAUUUAAAACGUAAUGCCGCAAGAAUUUUCUUCAAACUUCCAGAAAGACAAGUUGUCGAGCUGGUUACUGUGUUAAUGUUUAAAGAUGAGUUCCCUUUUCCUUUCGUACUAGGAGUUAAGCAAUAUUGUACAUAUAAAAGUUUACAACUGAAGCAUUAUUCAUCUUGAACAAUGCUCCAGGACAUCUAAAAUCCUGAUUUUAGAUCAAAAGAAUUUAUAUCCUGAAAUCAAUGUUGUGUUUCUUCUUCCCAAUACUUACCUGCCUCUUACAGCCCAUGGAACAAAGACUCAGUUAUGCCUAAACGAUAUUAUAUGAGGACAAUAAUGAAUCGAGUCAUUAAGGCAACUAACAUGGAAGGUAAGCCUACAUUAAGAGAUUUUCGAAAAGCUAUAAUAUAUAGAAUGCAAUAAACAACAUUGGGUUGAAAUAAAAACAGUCAACAAUGAAAGGUUCCUGAAAACAAUUAUGCCCACAAAUGAUGAAUAAUUUUAUAAAUUUUGAAGAAAUUCCGGAACCUAUCCCAGAUGAAGUAGAUAGCCUAAUGAAUGUACUGUAGUUGGACAUCAGCAAUGAAAAUGUUAAUAAGUUGAUUGAACCUCUCCCUCAGUACCUUUGUCAAAUGAAUACUUAAUUGAGGAACAAAAGUUAAAUGAAAUACUCACUGAAAGCGAGUGAAAAGAAGCUGAUGGGUGAUUUCAACUAACUCUUGACAAGUUUAUAAAGAAAACACCUUCAAGCACUUAAACAUGCCCCGUUAAUUUAAUUAUGUAUCUUGAUAAAUAUAUGUAGUAAUAAAAUAAAUAAUAUUAUUGGUAAAUAAAUGUGUUAAAAUAAUAUUUUUAUGUGUUAAAUAUGUUAAAAUACAAUUUUUAAUGUUUUUUACAUCCCUAUACUUUCAAACAUUCAACAUUAGCAUAUAUUUUCAGCACUUAAUUAUGCGCAAAAGUCGAGGGCCACCUGUGUUCUACUGAAAGGAAUCAGCAAAGAAAUUUUGCAACAUCUGAAAUAUGAAAAUUAAACAAAAAUGAAUUUAAAUAUAACCUACAUGUAUUAUACACUCAACUGACAGAUUCAGAAAAUUGCAAAGUAGUUCCAAUACUAUCACACAACAGUAUCCAGUUUAUGGAGAUUAUACUCAAAAAGUGGUUAGGUGAUUAAAUAAUUGAUUUAGGCAAAGCAACUCGAUGCCUGGGAUGACUCGUGGAGGACCUUUUAAGCGAAAUUUUCUAGCAUCCAUGCUAUGCAUGGGGAGGAAAAACAAAAACCAACCAUGCAGCCAGCCCAUUUGCCAGGAUAUGAUCUCAAGUCAAGCUACCACUGUUUAGCAAAUUUAUCUCUCAGCCGCUGGUGGGCAUAUUCAGAAACAGACAAUAUGUGCAUUAGUUCGCUGGGAAAAGAUAUAAAAAUAUAGGCAAUCUGCAGAAAGAAACUGCUAAAAGAAGCAAAAUUUAUGAGUUCCAGACUAUACUGCAGUAAGGUACUGAACAGAUGGCAAAUCAAUCAUCAAACUAACUGCUAUUAUUUGAUCAUUCUGUAGAAACAAAUGGCACAGUACACUGGUGUGAAGGCAUGAAUCUUCAAAACCCCAUUAUUCAGAAUGCUUACUGACACUGACUGACUAUGCACUGUCAUUGAUUAUAAAAUUCCCGUCUAGCGAGCAAUCAUUGAAUCUUUUCUAAAAUGAAUCAGAUAUUCUUCCAUCAAAUCAAGCCAUACAGUAUUCCAAACUAGCAACAAAUUCAUGUUUCAUUUAUUAGUUAUGUUAGUGUCAAACCGAAUUAUGCCAAUAAUCAAUAAGCUUGCUAUGACAGUUCUUCAAAACAAGUGAAGUGAUUAUGGGAUAUGCAGCUGGUUACAUAAUCAUUAUUUUCCUUAUUUAGAAAUGAUCAUGUGAUAGCUGCUUAUAAAAAAGAUUUUAUUUAAGUGGCAGAGUAUAAUAGCUGAAAUGACUUUGGGCCAUUACAUUCUUCAUUAAAUCUCCAGUCUGUUGUUGUGACUAAUCUUGCUCAUCUGACAUCAGAACAAGCCCAUGAUAUUCAUCAUAGCAAGGAGUAGGAAGAUUACGCCUGCCAUUGGCAAGGGCCUUGAGCACCAUAUAGGUGACAGUAUGAUUUUGCCCAGUUGUCCCCCCUCCAGUUUUGAGGAAUAGCACCCUGGGAUGGUCUGAGGGAAUCCCACCUCUCUUCCCCUAUCACCAAUCCACACGAGAGGACAUUCGGCACACCAUAUAUUUAGAGUGCCCCCAAUGUCAUGAAGACAUUAUACAUUUAAAAAUAUCCAUCCACACUUCUGUGGGAUUCAAACAAGGGCGCUUUGGUAUGGUAGUUAUAACUACUAUCUUGUUUGGACAGCAAAUUUCCCAUCUUUUGAUCAUGAUUUAAGUCAAAUCAAACUGAUGUGAUUGUGAAGUUAACUGAUCAUUUGGUAAAUAGAAAUGAUUAUGUGGUAAUUAGCAGGGCUUAAUUUCUAAAAUUAGAAGUGUCUAAGCUUUGUGGAAAGCCAUUAGAAAUUAUGAACAAGAAUGAAUUAAAUAAUAAAGCAAUAAUGUAGAACUAAAAAUUAAAUGUAAAGAAGUAGAUUAAUAAUAAUGAAUUUUCUAGUAACAUUGCAAAUUAGUUAUUAAAAAAAUUUAUAGGAAGUUACCUUACUUUGGCCUCUGGCAGGAAAUUAUGAUUUCUCUUAAAAAACUGAGAAGUACCAGAGAUGGGAUUUAACAAAUUUAAACCCUGCCUGUAAAAGUUAUGUAUUCUUUUGUCAGAUGGCAAAGCUGAGAGGACUUACAGCUAUUGUAUUUUUUAGCAAGAAUUCUGUUCUUUUGAUCAUGGCUGAAAUGAAUGGAGUCAAAUUGCUGCACUGAAACCUACAUAAAUUUCAGUUACAACAUAUUGCUUGUAUCACAAGAAAAUUAUAGCACUACACUCCUGAAAGUUUUCAGGUAUUUAAAGUACAAGACAUAAGCAUCCUCAUCAAUCUAAAUGACUGCAAUAUUAAAAGACAUUAAUUAUGGAUAUUAUUACUAUUCAUAUAUUGCAGCAUUAAGCUAUCAACUUCUAUUAUGCACACAAUUAAGAUUACUGAUUCUAGAAAUGAUAAUUUAAGUGUUACGGCAGUUACAGUAAUUUGAAUAUUUCAUGAGUAAAUAAAUUUUAAAUGUUAGAAUGAAGCAUAUUUUGCAAAGUUAUAUUAAGUUUUUAUGGAAGUUUUGUCAAUUGGCUGCAGAAUUUUGUUUUAACAAAUGCCUUUAAUAAAUUAAAAGAAACCUUAUUAAAAAAUAAAUAAUAAUAAUGACUCUUUAAAAAAUACAUUACACACUCAUUUAAGAAUUCUGUAAGACUCUACCAGCUUUUUUUAAAAAAAAAAGUUAGCUUUUACAUUAGUAUUUUCUUGACAAUACAGCUCAAGAAUUAAAAACCAGUCUCCAGUCUGUGUAAAUCAUAAGCCUUCUAAUGAUUUAAACUGAUGCACACCUUGCCAUUUUCAGAAUCUAUUAUUAAACAAAAUAUUUGGUUUUCAUACAAAUUAAGUUACUUACUGGCAGAAAAGAAAACAAAGUAUGUAGCAAAUAUCCAUAGCUUUGGUCAGAUCUUUGACAUUUCUUGGUAUAAUUCAUUAUAUAAAUAUAUAUUCUCUGUAUUGUCAUUUACUAUAUGGAAUACUCUUAAUAUUAAAAACUGUAUCUAUGGGAAGCUAUUUGACUUUUCUUAAAAUGCCAUUUAUGUUACAAAAUUAGUAUAAGUAUUCAUUUUAUUUUUGGGGACAAAAAAAAAUUGUUAUUUAUGUUUUUUAAACCUAGUAAGAUAAUGUAUUACAAUAGAUAAUGUUCUCAUGAAAUGUUUUUAGUUUAUCACUCAAAUCCUUUUUAUUAAAUGUGAGACUAUACCUACUAUAGAUAUUACAAAGAUUGUUAGUCUCCCCACCUCAUAAUAUUAGUUGUAAAACGUUAAUAAACAACUACUGAUCUGUUAUGUCAUUGUUUAAGAUGCUACAUUCAGUAUGAAGUAUUUCAUAUGCUUGUUGUAAGGUUAGCACAAUAAAGAAUUAAUUUUAAUACUGAUAUCAGUACAGAGGUGUAAAUCGGUGUUAACAAUAAGUAAUUUGUAAAAUACACUCACUAAUUUGACUAAAACAUACACAGAAAGACUGAAAUAAAACUUUUCUGGAGUGGUUCAAUGAAGGUAAAUUAUACAGCUAACAAAGUAUGGAAGAAAUAACUUGGUCAUAAUUUUAAAUGUUUUAUUUUAUGCUUUUAAAGGAGAUAGGUACUACUUUUAAAAGUCUGUUUACUUUACAAUGAACAGAUUUUCAAGAAGAAAUGCGAUAGGAUCCUUUUAAUUUUAAAAGCGACCCUUAUACUAUAAAAUACUCAGAAGACAAUAAAUAUACUAAUAUAAAAAAAAAAAA
This is a messenger RNA of Stegodyphus dumicola, 7629 nucleotides long. RefSeq lists its product as uncharacterized. Lineage: Eukaryota; Metazoa; Arthropoda; Arachnida; Araneae; Eresidae. The record is from RefSeq and is a predicted model, not a curated record.